Molecule: messenger RNA, 603 nt
Organism: Fusarium vanettenii 77-13-4
Lineage: Eukaryota; Fungi; Ascomycota; Sordariomycetes; Hypocreales; Nectriaceae
Exons: 3
Coding region: 1-603 (200 amino acids)
Source: RefSeq, a predicted model, not a curated record
AUGCCCGGUCUUCUCGGAACUCCCACUUUCGCGAAGAUGUCCGUCGACGCCGUUGGGCGUCUUUGGCGACGUCUGAAGGACAAGAAGCAGGGUUCCAAGCAGGUCCUUGAACAGAUUGUUGAGGAGGCUCUUGAGCAGGGCCCUACGGAGAGCCACGAGCAGGGCAUUGAACAGGAGCAGCAUACUUUCUACUCGGACAGUCUUGAUACAAUCGGGUACUCCUCCGUCAGUGACCCUGACACUCUUGCUUGUGUCGAGUUCGUUCAGGGAUGGGUCAAUGGCACUACUGGCACUUAUGACUUCUUUGGUGCUUGGCGUCACCCCUCGGAGCCCUCUUCCAUCGGUAAGUAUCACUGGCUGUCGGAACAGCACGAGACAACUGACAGCCAGGAAGCUUCCUUUGAUGACGAGGCCGAUCUCUUCCGUAGCGUCAGCUAUCGCUCCGAUCUCGUCGAGCCUGCUGAGCACGUCGAGCCUGCUGAGCUCGCCGAGCCUGUUGUGCCCGUUGUGCCCAUCGCACCCGUCAAGCCCGCCAAGCGCGGCAUCAAGAACGCUUUCAAGAGCGUUAAGGCUGUCUUCAAGCAGCGCAACUCCUCCGAUUAG